GCCCUAGCGGGAGGAGCGGGAGUUAGGCCGCAGUACCAUCUGUGCGACCGCAGGCGAGCGCACGAGCUGAGACCCGGCUAUGUAGCUACGCGGCCGCAAGCGAGCGCACGAGUUGAGCCUCCGCUUUUGCAGCUGUUAUGACGUCAUAUGGUAGCCAAGCGGCCGCGCGCGGCGCAGCAAGGAAGAGCGUGGUUGUGCGGCUAGUAUGCUUCGCAUAAAAAGAGAUGAAGAUGAGAAAGGCCACAAGGCCCGAGAACGCGAGCUCGAGCCCAGUGAAGAAGAACGUGGAACCGCGCGUAGUGCUCGUAUCGGUUGGGCGCUACUUCUCUACUGCAGAAGCCUCCGAGAAAACCUUCCGAUAUGGACCUGAAGCAGUUACGCAGGAAGUCAAAGGCGUUCCAAACGCUCCGAAGACGCUCGGAAGACAAGAGCAAGCGAACGGAGCCGUCGCGGCACCGCUGUGGGCGCCGCAAAAGCGUAGCGGCGUCCAAGCCAGCCCCGCCUGCGCCUCCACGCCGCUGCCGGGAAAGAUGUCGGGUCGCCGACCCAUCCCGGCAAGCUCUCCGGCGGAGUUUCCAGUCCACCCUCCCGUCAAGAAUUCCCGCCUGCGCAACUUGACCGUCGCCGUGGUCGCCUUGGCGAUCAUAUUCGCGACCGCCAGCCUGGUGACGCUGGCUCUUUGGCCGCGAAGCGCCAAGAGCUCGCCGACGUCCUGCGACACCCCGGGUUGCCAGGCCUUUGCCAACGCCUACGCGAAGAGCAUCCGGCGCGACGUACCUCACUGCACAGAGUUCGCCGAGUUUGUUUGCGCAGGUCUCGCCGGCGAGAACGUGGAGUCCGUCCGGCGGGAGGCUUACGAGGCGUUCCGCAACGACCUGGUGCUCCCCGCGCACAACGCGUCCCCCCUGUCGUACUUGGUGCUCAGCCGCGCGACACUAUAUUCAUUCAAAGAGCUAAUGCGAUAGAUCGCGUGAAGCUGCGCUGGUGGGGCUGGUGCUCCCACCAGAACCAACACUUGCAGCUUAACUGUGCAUACAGUCGGUUUUGGAUGGUCAGUUAAUCAGCUGGCGAGUGGUCGAAAUGGUGUCACCAAGCGCUGCCAGAUACAAAUCUGAGAACAGUUCUUUUAUUCACAAACCUUUUAUUGAGAACCUUUUACUUUCAAAAAACAGUGAACGGAAGCGUGCGACACUUCGACUUCGAAAAAGAACACAAUUGUGCACACAACACGGAGUCACAACACCAAGAGGCGCCCGCCACUAUGCCAUAUAACUUAUUUAUUCUUGUGAAAGGCUGACAUUUUGAGGAAAGAGGAAGUGUCUACGAAUUCUGGCGCAGCGGUAGAGAUGUGUCAAGCAUUCAAAAGUUAGAUAGGAUUGCGUUUUUUCCGUAUGCUUACUGAAGAAAACACGUUCCACGUCAUAGCCUUCGCUAGUGUCUACUCCCGCACAAGGGAUGUGACCCAAUGUGUGCUCGCGGAGCCACCUGUUCCAGUCAUUCUGCUGUUAGCGGACAUAGGGUAACUUGUGAUGCAAAAUUCCUCGUAACUACGAGCACUAAAAUAAAUGUCCCGCACACAGAUGUUCAAAUCAUAAGAAAAGUGUUGCUUGUUACGCUUCGUUCUGGUAAAACAAGAAGCAAGUGAACGUUUCCUAACUGACAGAUGUCUUUGGAAAAUAUGUGUAAAUGUUGCCGCCACUUUCGCGUUGCCUAAGAUAUGAGGAUGCUAGUGUAGGAUUAAAAUGUUCAGCGUAUACUCAACGGCACCAUGCAAAUACCACUUGCUGCGCUCGCCUGCUGGUGAGAUGAAACACUUGAAAUUUGUGCACGCGAUUCACGUGCAAGAUACCCAAGAUACAUGAUGCAAGAUACCCGCUAUCUGGAUAUCUCUAUUGUUCGCAGGCAGAAGAACAUCAUACUGGUGGGAGAUUUUAAUUCUCAUCAUGUGUCGUGAGGUUUCCGAACGGACACUUGUGGAAAACGCUUGUGGGACUGGGUCUCAACGAAUAAUUUCUUUUGCCUGAAUUCGAGAGCACAUACUUUCGUACGGGGUCAGUCGCGAUCUGCCCUAGAUCUUGCGUUCGCUACCUCGAGCAUGUUUGUCACCUCCUGGAAGACUGUAGACCCCGGAACUAACAGCGAUUACCUCCAUAAAGUUUUUGAACUGCUUGCCCAAUUGACUAGUUUACAUAGUAAUAUGCGCACUUUUGUUAAUUAUGAAAAUUUUUAAAUGCGUAAAAAUCUGCUUUACACACUCAGGAGGGCAUGGAGAUGGAUAUUAAAGCAAUGAGCCUAUGUUCAAUUCUAAAACAGUCAUCAAAAAAAGCUCAGUUUAUUGUGCAAUCUACUAAGGGUGGAUCAUAUUCUCCCUGGUGGAAUUCGGACUGCGAGCGAGAUUUUAGAUGUAGAAAAGCUGCGUGGAAAAAGCUUUUAUACAACCAAAGUCCUAUUAAUUGGGCUGCUUAUACGUAUAUAGCUACCACAUUUAAACGAACAGUCUCAAAGGCUAAGGAGGAUUAUGAUUCCAAGCACUACACAUACCUUUCGAAAUCUUGCAAUAAAAAGGCCCUGUGUAAAUUUCUUCGAUCUCGUAAAGUUAUACCGGCGCCCGUGAAUGUCG
Dermacentor albipictus is the source of this 2620-nucleotide messenger RNA. NCBI's taxonomy places the organism in Eukaryota, Metazoa, Arthropoda, Arachnida, Ixodida, Ixodidae. The record is from RefSeq and is a predicted model, not a curated record.